Messenger RNA from Amoebophrya sp. A25, 1550 nucleotides. The record is from the annotation of a GenBank genome assembly. Lineage: Eukaryota; Dinophyceae; Syndiniales; Amoebophryaceae.
AGCGGCAAUAUGUGCAUCGGUAUUAAGCCAGACUGUGCCUUCUCCUUCGGUAAGGCAACUGCUAAACUCAGCUGAUUCGCGCAUCCUCCUCGAGAGUAUGAGUAUCUUGUUUCUCUUCAAGAAACUGCAUCUUGACACACAUUUUUCCUAGAAAUUUACCAUCGGUUUAUGAUACUUUCAUUGCGUUUGAGACACACUUUUGCUCUCUUUCUUGAAAGUGCAUGCGCAAUUGCGAUUUCGAUUCAGCUUUCUUUCCUUAUCCUUAGUUAGCUCGCACCUCUUAGACCGUAAAGGAGUCUAUUACAGGAGUAGUCUAUCUUCAAACCCGUCUCCUCUUUUAAUAUUUCUUGCAUCAACUUAUUCAAAAUGGUGGUCGCUCUUGCAGCCGAUUCGUCCAUGCCUGCCUCCGGCAACCACUUCACCUCUCCCGCUGAUGAUUUUCUCACCCAAUAUGCGACUUUCGCUAUCGGCACCAAAAACCCAGCUAAGGUCAACGCCGUCAAGGAAUCGAUCGCACAGUAUUACCCUAACGACAUAUCUGCUUUCGACACCAAAAUCGAGUAUUCUUCCGUAAAAAGCGGCGUGAGCGAACAGCCUAUGGGACUUCCAGUUAUCACUUUAGGAGCUAAGAACCGCGCUAAGGCUGCUUGGGACGCAGCUAGUAAAAAGCCAUGUCUUGCCUUUGGAAUUGAGUCUGGCUUGAUCCGACUGGACGGUGGCGAUGAUCCUAACAGUUGUACCUCGCAAAAUCUUUCUUCGUCCGGCUGGUUCGACCUCUGCGUCGUCUCUUGCUACGACGGUCAACAGCACUUCCUAGGGACGUCUUGUGGGUUCGAGCUUCCGCCAAACAUCAUGCGCUUUUUGGUCGAGAGUCUGAAAAAACAAGGCCUCACAAGCUUCGAAGAAGAUGACAAGGACAAGAAACGUGUUACAGAGGUAGUCGACCUGUCUCAGGCUUGCUAUCGUGCUCGGAUUACGAAUAAAUCGAACCUUGGGGAAAACGAAGGUUUAGUCGGCAUCCUGACGGAAGGUCGUUUGACGAGGUUGUCCUACACGAAACAGGCUGUAACAACUGCGCUGAUUGGAGUCAGACCGACUUUUAAGGGAUCGUUUUCGCAGGAGGCGAGAGAAAAGGCCGAUGAGAAUUAGUACAGUGAAUGCGGUCGGCGGAAGAAAAUAACCUUGCUGCUGCUCCUAACGUAAAAACACUAAAUUCUCGUAUUCGCAAUUGCAUGAGUAGAAAAAGGGCACCAGAAUAAUUAGUAGCAAACUCACAAGUAAGUUUAAGUUAACACCUUCACCUUUUUAUCUUUCUAAUGUAAUACUAAAGAUGCGUGUAGUUCAUCAAUUAUCAUCCCCCACGUUUUGUGUUGUACAAUUCACUUGUAGUUCUCUUUCAUAUAAUCACUAUGUAUUGCACGCUAACAGAGAUGUUCAUCAAAAGGAGCUAGUCAAAGUAUCGCUCAAUGGAUUUCCGUUCGCUUUAAAAUAUCUUACGGACAUGCGGAUGCGUCUUGGUGUUGUGAUUAAAUUUCACCCAAGGUGGUCAU